Erpetoichthys calabaricus (reedfish) is the source of this 2607-nucleotide messenger RNA. RefSeq names its product pentraxin-4 (gene ptx4). Bases 70 to 1647 code for a protein of 525 amino acids. The record is from RefSeq and is a predicted model, not a curated record. Lineage: Eukaryota; Metazoa; Chordata; Cladistia; Polypteriformes; Polypteridae. The transcript is spliced from 3 exons.
CCUACAGCACUACACGGCUUAACUGUCGGAAGAUAAGCUGAAUGUAAUUGACACCAAUACAAAAAAGCCAUGCUUCACUAUGGGAAGAUAACCUGCUUCCUUUUGAUUUCAGCCUGUUUUUGUCCUUCACCCGGAUACUUGCAAGAAGCAGUGCACGCUGAACAUAGGAAACCGUUUUUCGAGAGGUUAAGAAGACUAGAGGAACAGUUCCGCAGAUUUCAGCAAAUGACACUUACCCGCCUUCAAGGAAUUGCAGACAACUACAAUGUAUCUUAUAACAUCGAUGCCCAUUUUCAGCUGUUAACAGAGCAGUACCAGAACAUCUCAGAUAACAUCAACGGGUUCAAGGCUACGGCAGAAAAUGACCUCAGCAGCUUAAAGUUCUGGACCAGGAAGCUUCAGAAGAAGAGCAAGAAGCUUGACUUGAAGGUGAAUGCCUUGGAGAAAGCUGUAAAUGAUAUUAACAGGCAACAAACCAAGGAUAAAAAAGAGCAGGCUCUUUUACUGACUAAUUUGACAGAAGAAGUUCAAAGUCAGAAAAAUCAAAUCACUUCUCUUUUUGCAAACAAAGAUAAAAUAGAGGCAAAUGUGCAGAUUCUGCAAGAAGCAGUGAAUGGUCAAAGGGUCAAAGUGGACCAGUUUGAGGAGCAAGUGAGAACUGCUCUGCAGAAUGAUGUUGUCUCUUUUAGGACUUUCUCCCAGCAGAAAUCUAAUGAAACUCCCAAAGACAAAUCCCCAGGAAGUCCAGAAACUCCUACAAAGCAGGUAAAGAAGACAAUGGCCUCCAACCAAAAGCUCCAAGUUAAACAUUUGCGGAGCAAGCAAUUGCAGCAGAAACAGCAGCCGCCCCAGCCAACCAGAGUAGACCCAACUCAAGAAACUGAAACCCAGCCUACCACUGAAAGUCUGAUAAAAUUUAACCAGCUGAAACCUCAAAGCCCCACUAAGAUUCCUCAGAUGCAAAAGAUCUCCAAGCAUCAAGAAAAACCAAUCAAAGAUGGCACAAUAUGCAACGUGAAAUCAAUGCUUUAUUUCCCUAACUCUUCCACGGAUGAUUAUGUGACAUUCAAGAAAGGUGUUUCUACUGGAAUUCAUGAGCUUUCCAUCUGUACCUGGCUGCAGGUUGGUUCUGGUUAUCUGGGCACAAUGCUGUCCUACGCUACAGAAGAAAAUGAUAACAAGCUUGUGCUGCACGGACGCAACUCCACCACCCAGACCAGUAUUCACUUUGUUAUUGGUGAUCCAGCCUAUAGAGAACUGCCUGUUGACUCACUCCUGGAUGGCAAAUGGCACCACAUCUGUCUCAUUUGGUCUUCCAUUGAGGGCAAAUAUUGGUACUACAUUGACAGGAGGUUGGUGUCAACUGGAUCAAAAUUUCAGAAGGGAUAUGAGAUUUCCCCCGGAGGAUCACUUGUCAUUGGUCAAGAGCAAGACUCAAUGGGAGGAGGUUUUGACAUCACAGAGUCCUUUGUUGGAAGCCUUGCGGGAUUUGCAGUGUGGAACCAAGCUUUGACCCCUGGUGAAGUAUCUGGAAUUGUAAUGGGGAAAGGACUCCCACGGGGGACAAUCAUCACGCUGGAUGAUAUUGCAGAAGUGAAGGGAAACGUGCAGCACAUAGCAUGUGGCUGUCUGGAAUAUUGUUUUUAAGAAUACUGGGAGUUUACAUGUUCCCUUUAUGUCUUGUUUCAUGUAACACCUUUCCUGGAGUGCUAAAUCUCAAAGCGCUUCAAAUUACCAACAUAUUAGAUAUGUGUACAUCUAGAGCACUGGGUGUGUCGAAUGACAUGCUUGAGGGUGAGAUUUUAGCAUAUCACCUUGUGCUUCCAAGGGCCUCUGCUUGUCUGAAGCAGAGAGUGCCACAUUAAGCCGCUCCAUAUUUAAAACUAACUUUAAAGCAUAUGCUUGAAGUGCCUUGUAUAAACGAUUUUUCCAAACCCAUAAGCAGUGUCUUGGAGAGCAGCAGAAGCAACACAUCUUGCCUCAUCUUUAAAGAAGAAAACAGAGAACCCAUGGCGCAUUUUAUUUUGAAAUUUAAAAAGAAGCAAACUCCUUUGAAAAGAACAUAAAAAAAAUCCUAAUAUGUGCUUUUAGUUUUGAAGCAAGCAUGUGAAUAAUUUGAAAGGAUUGCGUUCAAGCUGUUUAAAGUUUGCUGUUCAAGAAUAUUUUUGAUAGAGUUACUUUGUAAGCCUAUGGGAUCUGUUAAUUAAUAAGUCAUGUGAUCCAUUCUAUUCUCAUUGAUUUAAUCCCAUGCUGAGCAAUGGCAGAAGCCUGUACUAAAGAGGAAUCAAAAUGUGAUGGCAUGUCAAUUGGCAGCACUCACACACACUACCCAAGCUUAACUUUAAUUGUAAGAAAAUAGACUUAAAGGGAAAACAAAAACAAUGAAAUCAUCCAUCUUAGAGAACAAUCAUUCACACAGCUACACUAGAUAUCUAUUAAAAAAUAUUCUUGGGGUAUAUUGCUAUUACUCAGCUAGCUUAAAUUGACUUUCCUCAAAAUUAGUAAGUUUUAAAGCUUUAUUUAAUCAUCUCUAGUGCAACUAACUUAAAGUUUCCUGGUGUCACAUUAAGAAUUAUUCGUGUAGAAGCAAUUUCAUUUCUUUAAUUA